This is a messenger RNA of Didymodactylos carnosus, 282 nucleotides long. NCBI's taxonomy places the organism in Eukaryota, Metazoa, Rotifera, Eurotatoria, Philodinida, Philodinidae. The record is from the annotation of a GenBank genome assembly.
AAUGAUCCCAAGCAAUGUACAGAUUUAUUAGAACAAGCAAAACGAGUGGAAGCCGCGACAACACUCACCCAACCAACAGUCACACCGACCACUGAAACAAUGGAAGAAAGCACCACAGCUGCUCUUCACCGAACAAACAAUACUCAAAAUUUUCGUCGAGAUGCGUAUUAUAAUCGAAAUUAUCCCCGUUAUUCAAAUUAUGAUCGCCGAUGGCCACAACAACAAAAUUCCGUUACCUAUCAACAGUCUCCACUUAGCCAAUUAAUAUCUACAGAACGCUAA